AUGUAUGUAAAAUCAUAUCAUACACCUCUUUCCGAUGGUGGUCAUAAAUGGGAUAUUACUUUAUUCUGCAGCAAUGAAGCAAACACGAUAGCUCAUGUUGAUAUUAAUCCGAAAUCUCGGGGUUCAAAAGUUGUUCCUAACAAUGCUAAACCUGCCCCAACUGCUUAUACUAUGACGUACAUGUCUUCUUCAAAGUUCGAGGAACUUCCAUUGAAGUUUGUCACUGUUAUAACAUUUAAAAGCAAAAAUAAUAAAACAAGAAAAAAGAUUAUAAGAGUGAAUGAAACGAUAAAUGAGAAGAUAUUACCUCCUCCUCCUCCAAAGAAAAAGAAGAGAGUUUUGUGUAGCGUGUUUAGGUCUAAGAAAAAUAAUUCCUUCUCGGAAAAAGAUGACGCCUCACAAAAUUGUUGUUGUACGAUCAUGUAA
Molecule: messenger RNA, 426 nt
Organism: Dentiscutata erythropus
Lineage: Eukaryota; Fungi; Glomeromycota; Glomeromycetes; Diversisporales; Gigasporaceae
Source: the annotation of a GenBank genome assembly